Molecule: messenger RNA, 1712 nt
Organism: Scheffersomyces coipomensis
Lineage: Eukaryota; Fungi; Ascomycota; Pichiomycetes; Serinales; Debaryomycetaceae
Gene: TRP2
Product: anthranilate synthase
Exons: 2
Coding region: 58-1614 (518 amino acids)
Biological process (GO): L-tryptophan biosynthetic process
Molecular function (GO): anthranilate synthase activity
Source: RefSeq, a predicted model, not a curated record
ACAAAUUAGGUCAAUCUAGAAGUAAUCAUUUAUAGUUCAAGGAAGAUAUCAAUAGAUAUGGUAGGCACAAUUCAACCAUCAUUAGAUGCUUUGCAAUCUAUAAUCAAGAGUCAUCAAGAAGAUUCCACUGAAGUUCAGUCAAAUGUAUAUCCUAUCUUUAAAUACGUUGCCAAUGAUGACUUAACCAUUCAUCAAGCAUAUUUGAGAUUAGCUAGAUUGAAUGACAAGAAUCGUUCUCCUAAUUUCUUAUUUGAAUCCUCAGUUAAGGGUGAUACUGUUGAUAGAUAUUCUUUUAUUGGUAUUAAUCCUGCUAAAGUUAUCAAGACCGGAGAUGAUGAAACCAAAUUUGAAGGGAAAUAUCUUAAUGUUGAUCCAAUCACCGUGCUAGAACAAGAAUUAAAUGCAUUCCGUCAAGCUCCUUUACCUGGUUUACCUAAAUUCAGUGGUGGGGCUACGGGAUAUAUUUCUUAUGAUUGUGUUAAAUAUUUCGAACCAAAGACUAAGAGACCAUUGAAGGAUGUAUUGCAAUUACCAGAAGCUGUAAUAAUGUUUUGUGAUUUGGUUAUUGCCUUUGAUCAUGUUUAUCAAAGAUUUCAAAUCAUUAACAAUAUUCAUAUAUCUGAAUCAACCGAUAUAGAGGCAGCCUACUUACAAGCUGAAAAGGAAAUUGAUGAAGUAGAGAAGACUUUAACAUCUCAUGAUAUAUCCAAUGAUGAAAUAAACCCAGAACAACCUCCUAUCAAACUUAAUCAAACAUUCACUUCUAAUAUUGGUCAAGCCGGUUAUGAAAAUCAUGUUAGUACCUUAAAAGAUCAUAUUUUAAAGGGAGAUAUUUUCCAAGCUGUUCCAUCUCAAAGAGUGGCUAGACCAACUUCAUUACAUCCAUUCAAUAUAUAUCGUCAUUUAAGAACCGUCAAUCCAUCUCCUUAUUUAUUCUAUGUUGAUUUAAUUGAUUUCCAAAUCAUUGGUGCUUCACCUGAAUUAUUAGUUCAAUCUGAUGUAAAAGGUAGAGUUGUCACUCAUCCAAUUGCCGGUACUAUUCAAAGAGGUAAAACUAAUGAAGAGGAUGAAGCCAAAGCUGAGAUUUUAAGAUCAAGUUUGAAAGAUAGAGCUGAACAUAUUAUGUUGGUAGAUUUAGCUCGUAAUGAUGUUAAUCGUGUUUGUACUCCCACCAGUAAUAAAGUUGAUAGAUUAUUAACGAUUGAAAGAUUUUCUCAUGUUAUGCAUUUAGUAUCUGAAGUCAGUGGUACUUUAAGAGAAGAUAAAACUAGAUUUGAUGCAUUUAGAUCAAUUUUCCCGGCUGGAACUGUUAGUGGAUCACCAAAAGUGAGAGCUAUGCAACUUAUUGGAGAAUUAGAAAAGGAAAAAAGAGGUGUUUAUGCUGGUGCAGUUGGUCAUUGGGGGUAUGAUGGUAAGACUAUGGAUACCUGUAUUGCCUUAAGAACCAUGGUUUAUAAAGAUGGAGUAGCCUAUUUACAAGCAGGUGGAGGUAUUGUAUUUGAUAGUGAUGAAUAUGAUGAAUAUAUUGAAACCAUGAAUAAAAUGAAAUCAAAUAAUAAUACUAUUGUUGAGGCUGAAAAGAUUUGGGCUGAAAGAGUUGGAAAAUUUGAAUAAAUUUAGACAAUUCAAUUUAAUUAGACAGACAUGUAUAUAAAUAAACAAUAUAACGUUCAAACCGAGUAUCAAAUGAUGAUGUAGAGAACUUACAAUAA